AUGGCGCUGCCUAGAGGGGCUCUGGAUCCCGUGACAGCUUCCCGCCUCGUCGAGGCGGCUGUGCGCGGGGCGCUCGGGGCGACGAGGCGCACGGUGGCGGCGGUUGCGCGGUCUGCGGUUUCGGCGGCGGCCUUCGCCGUCGCGGCGCCGCCACCGCCCGCCGCCGCCGCUGGCGCUGGGGCGCCACCUCCUGUUCCUCGCCCUGGUGUUCCGGGCCGCGCCGGUGCUGCUGUGGCCGACCCGACGGCGCUCGCCGCUCGGCGUCGGCGCCGCCGACAGCGCCGCGCGGCGCGGAAGGCCGCCGCGGCGCCCCCUGCAGCCGCAGGCGAGGGCUUUGGGCAGACUGCUGGAGCCGCUGCUGCCGCUGCUGGUGCCGGCCUCGCGCUCGCCCCCGUGGCCGCUGUGGAGGUGGAGGCUGCCGACGCGGAGAUGGAGGACUUCGACGACGCAUGGGCCGACGGGCUCGUGCGAUUCCCCAAUGGUGGGGCGGUGGCGGCCGCUGCGGAGGCCCGCCCGCCUCCCUCGAACGGGGCCGCUGCCGCAGCGGAGGCGGCGGAUCCAGCGCGCGGAACUGGAGGAGCUGCUGGUGCUGCGGGGUGCGGCCUCGGGUGCGACGGCCAGGCCGACGGAGCCGCGCGGCGGCGGCGCGGUCCCAGGCGUCCUCGGGCAAAGGCGGCGGCGGAGCUGGGUGCGGCGCUCGCGGUGGCUGCGCCUGCUGUAGGCGGAGCUGCGGCCUCGGUGGUCGGCCCUGAGGAGGUCUUCGUGGUGGCCGACGGCCUCAUCCGCCAGGCGGCUGACUACGAGCCCCGGCUCAGCGAGCAGCUUCGGCAAAUGCUGGAGUCCGUGAGCUGGAGGCCUGCCAGCGCCCUUUAG
Prorocentrum cordatum is the source of this 873-nucleotide messenger RNA. NCBI's taxonomy places the organism in Eukaryota, Dinophyceae, Prorocentrales, Prorocentraceae. The record is from the annotation of a GenBank genome assembly.